GACAAUGAUUGAACGUAGACCCGAAAUAGGCGGGGCUUAGUAGUGCCGCUACAACAACAACAACAACCAUUUCAAGACUAUCGUGUUAUUAAACUCCAUGAAAACUAUCGAUAUAUUCGAUAAUGCUAUCAAUUUAUUUUCAAUAUCUAAUUGUACUGCUUCCAGCAAUUUAUUUUGUUUCCAAUAGAAAAGUGCAAAACAAAAGUUAAAGAUCCAAAAUAAAAUGGACAAGUUUUCUCAUGACUUGACCGUUGCGCUCAUGGAAGAGACUUCCUUUUUAGAUCGUGCGCGAGUUAGUAGGUGUGGUCAAAGGCGAAGGACUCGGUCAACUGGCAAUUUGCCGUGUGCACCGCAGCCAACAGAGAAGGAAGAUUCUUCAAGUAGCCCAAGUGAUGGCCGAAAGGCAACUAAUAUAGAUUGCCUGGAAAUUAAAAAUGUGGAGCUACCAACGAUGAGCGAUUCAGAUGAUAAAGAAAUACCACUUCCUUGUAAUUCGUCUCUUAAAACAUCACUUAGACUAGGCACGCUUGAGUCAGAUUCAUUAAAUGAAACUUUUAGCCCUGCACGAUUUUUCAAACCAAGUGCAAGAAGAAAACGCAAGUGUAAACGAAUGUCAAUGGAGUGCGACUUAGGUAUUAUCACACCAGACCGCCAGGACAAAACUGCCAACAUGUCAAAUGAGAUUCCAGUUAGUAUUGUAGGUUCCGGAACUUUGAGAAAGCGCGUUCUCAAGCCAGAUCCAAAUAACCGUGGCAAUUUAUUUUUCUGCGGAAAACGUAAACGGUCAAACCGAGAUCGAUACCACGAUUAUGAUCAGUCAAAAUCUCACUCGACAAGCAUGCCUCGUUUUACUAAUAUGGAGGAUAAUAGAUUACGACCUAGGAGCUAUUCCUCUACGUCAAAGCCAAAUAGUGAACGAUUGCUGCCUUUAAAUAAAGGACUUCUGUCAAAAAUUGAAAAAAUAUCACAAUCACAAAAUGUUUGCCUUGAGCAAAAACCGCAAACAAUGAAUUUGAACAUUGCUGAAACCUAUAUUCCAUCAACAAUAUCGGGCGUUAUUCAAGCCCCACAGCAAGAACACGCUAGUCUACGGAAAAAACGAGGCUUAUAUCGCCGUAAUCAACUACAACAACUGCAGUUUACUGUUGAUCAGCAUCCAAUGGAUUGCGGUAGCCUAAAUGACUUUUUAAGUUCAAGUUCAUUAAGCUCAUCUGAUUCUGAUUACGCUAAAACCACAAACGAUACAGACCGCGAAGGUGAUGAUGAACUAACAGAUUGGCCGGGAAACGAAUAUGUUAGUGGCUCUUCUGAUAUUAAAAACGAUUCUAAACGAAAACUUACAAAGAAAUGUAAUAACAUCGUUAAUAAGUCUGAUGAAAGUAGUUUUGCUGCUGUAAUUGGGGAAGAUGAUACAAUUAUGCUAGGUAGCGAGGAUUGGUCACCCAACAUUUCACAAGAUAAUCUGGAACUACGACAUCGGCCGUCAGAACCUAUCACUAUCGUAAAUAAACGGCUUGACCUAGGUCGAACUAUAUGUGAUGACACCAUCAUUCCAUUUAAACAAAUAGAAAGCGAGAUGUCAGGAGAGACAUCAAAUACUUUUUUAUCUUCGCCGCCAGCUCAGUUAAAUACAAUAAGAGAAAUACGCGCCGGUUGCCGUCGUAUUAAAGAGGAAAGGCCUGGGUUUAGCAUUAAAACAAGUGUAAAUGAACGUCUUGCGCGCUUUUUACAAGAUCCACGACAAGUACAAAUCCGCCUUCCUGAUGUAGAAAUCUAUGAACAUGAUAGUCUACUUAAUUUGGCAACAUUGUAUUCUUUGCGAAUUUCGCUGUCCAAUGGAUGCGCAGUACUUAACAAAACUAGUAAUACCACACAGUCGGUUAAUAUCGACCAGAAUAAUUUGCAAAAAUGUUUACUGAGUGAUUUUAAACGGCGAUGCUAUGGAAACAAAAGUGAUGUUUUGCCAUGAAAUUGAAAGGACAUAUUGCAACUGCAGUGAUGGGACUAAAAUUAGGAAAAAAAACGAGCCAGAUUUAUCUCCGGUCAAGACUAUUUUCACGAAAUUUCUUAGGAAGACAUUUCACUUCGGAAUAACUAGUAUAAAGCUGAAUUUUUUCUUUUGUGGUUUUGAACAAUAUAACAAAAGUCCUCAUCGAUUCAAGUGACGCUAGAUUUGUUACCUAAAAGGUAAAAUUUCGUAAUAAACGGUUUUUAAUCUUUUUAA
Rhagoletis zephyria (snowberry fruit fly) is the source of this 2224-nucleotide messenger RNA. RefSeq lists its product as uncharacterized. The record is from RefSeq and is a predicted model, not a curated record. Lineage: Eukaryota; Metazoa; Arthropoda; Insecta; Diptera; Tephritidae.